UAUCCUUUGUCGUUUUGGCGAGGCAGAACAGAAGGAGCGCCGCAACAGCAGCCGCAACCGGAGAGGACGAGGAGGGAUCCGAUGGCCGAGACCGACACCGACGUGAUCGAGGUGACCUUCGGGGACGACGUGAUCGCCACCACCGUCACGUCCUCCGGCGAGGCCGUGGAGGCCUGGCUCGCCGAGACCCGCGCCGCCGCCGCGCCCGGCAGCCCCAUCGUCGGGCUCGACGUCGAGUGGCGCCCCAGCAGGCGCGCCGACCAGAACCCCGUGGCCACGCUGCAGCUCUGCGUCAGCCGCCGCUGCCUCAUCUUCCAGCUCCUCCACGCGGACCGCGUCCCCCGCGCGCUGGUGGAGUUCCUCGGCGACCGCGGCGUCCGCUUCGUCGGCGUCGGCGUGGCGGCGGACGCCGAGCGGCUCAGCGACGACCACGAGCUGGUGGUGGCCAACGCGGUGGACCUGCGGGGCCUCGCGGCGGAAGGGAUGGGCCGCCCGGACCUCCGCCAGGCGGGGCUGCGCGCCGUCGUGGCCGCCGUCAUGGGCGUCGACCUCGUGAAGCCGCAGAGGGUCACCAUGAGCCGCUGGGACGCGUCCUGCCUCAGCUACCAGCAGAUCAGGUACGCCUGCAUCGACGCCUUCGUCUCCUUCGAGGUCGGCCGCAAGCUGCUGGCCGGCGAGGCCGAGGCGACGACGGCCGAUCCAGCGACUCCAGCCGGCGAGGCGGCGGCUGAUCGAGCGGUUGCCGCCGUCGCUGGUGCGGUGGCAGCCGUGCGUCUGCAGUAACCCUGCAUUGCUUAAUUCUAGCCUGCCUCCACAAAAUUUGACCCGGUUCGUCUAGAUUGGGUUCCUGAUUUGUCUAUUUCUCGAAUUCACCUUUAGAAUUCAAGCCAAGGUCCUUCUUCUAGGUGUUUCUGACUUUCUAUGACUGAACAAUCGAUCAGGCAGUCGUGGAGAUUGGGACUGGCAGUGGGUUUAACUACUGUGAUCGAUGUAGUCGUUGUUGGAUUGGAUGUUGCCUGAGCAGGCAGAAGAUUGUGGUGAUUAAUCAUUUGCUAUUAUCAUUAUCAUUGGGCAUGCGUAUUAUUCAGGUCU
This is a messenger RNA of Panicum virgatum (switchgrass), 1092 nucleotides long. Its product is annotated as Werner Syndrome-like exonuclease. Lineage: Eukaryota; Viridiplantae; Streptophyta; Magnoliopsida; Poales; Poaceae. Gene Ontology annotation, biological process: nucleobase-containing compound metabolic process. The record is from RefSeq and is a predicted model, not a curated record. The transcript has a single exon. The coding region runs from base 82 to 783 and encodes 233 amino acids. Gene Ontology annotation, cellular component: nucleus; cytoplasm. Gene Ontology annotation, molecular function: 3'-5' exonuclease activity; nucleic acid binding.